GUGCUAUCUAGUUUGCGACCCUAUGCAGUUUUUGCAUAUCUUCAUACUCUGUAAUCUUUGCUACAAUGGCAGGGAUACACGACAUAUAUUAUUUAUAUCCAUCUCUAUUGUAGCUAGCGUUACGUCCCAAAAAGCGUUGCAGUUCUCUAUGCUAGCUAGCUAGCGCUCUCGGGUGAUACAUCCAGGGUUUCCUGGAUUUCUUUUACGCCUGCAAACGUUACGCGUUAGGUUAAUCCAAGGCUGACAGCGAUACAGACAGACCCGUUCGGUACGAAUAACCGUCCAUGGGCAUCAUAACGUUUAUCUAUUACUCAAUUCUGAUCCCAAAAAAUACUAUUCGGGAUGAUUUGACUCUGACUGGUAGGUUAUCGUUCAAAUAAUGUAAAUUCCAGAUUUUUUUAAAAUUUCGUUAACUCGUCUUAUCUAACUAGGCAUGCUAAUGCUAACUAGGCUAAUGAUGCUAGCUAUCUGUUUUUGUGCAUCCACCUUAACCGAUUGAUAUCUUCAGUCACAGACGUAGCCGGCAGAAUAUAGUUUGUUCCAUAAUCCGAGGCUAGUCGAUUGUAAAGCCAAAUGCUCGCCGAAUAGAAAAUAGCAAGCUUACAGUACUGUACUACUACCUAAUGCAUCAAUAAGUUAGUUUUACUUGCUAGUUAGGGUGUUAAAAUGCUGUUGUUAUGGUAACCAGUGAUGGUAACGUUACAAUACUUACGCUAUACUGACCGAAAUGUCAACUUGUCAUUGAUUGAACUGUAGCUACUAAAUAGUUAUAUUACAUUGAUUCACUUUGGACUAAACUAUCUAGCUGAUUUCAGUUGCCAGUAAAUUCGUUUGCUAGAUCUCGAAAAUGUGUUUGAUACUUUCUUGCUUCAAAGCUUAUUGUCUCAUCUCACGUUAGCUCACACAGCGAAAUUGUAGUGAUUUAUUGAGCUUUAUUCCACGUCAUUGAUUGCUGAUGCUGUUUAGAGGUGCCUGACUCAGUUUCCGCAAACUGGUAUAUUCAGUCAAAAACAUUGGUUUUCAUUCUCUCAGUGUUGAUGAAUGGUUAUUAGCAGUCAGUGUCCUUAUUUCUUUAUAAGCUCAUGUAUAGGAUAUACACAAAUAUAGUCUUUGGAUUCUGAUACCCUCAUGUAGUGAAGGAUAGCAAAGGAUGUGAAACUUGCAACUUAUUUUUAUUAAAGAUUAAAUGCUAAUUUAUAUUGAAAGCAUUAUAUGUUACUUUGCUAAUAUCACUGUGUAGUCUGUAAUAUCCAUUCUAAGAGAGUGAGUCAUCAGCAUGCACAGAUGGCCCAAUAAAUAUUUUUUGAAUUGGUACCAAUUUAGUUGUUUUGCAGCAGCCUAUGCAAGUAUAAGUGUUGGGUUUUAUCAUCCCAAAUCCCUGUGGCAAGGCUAAGUCACUGACAUCCUGUGAGUUGAUAGGAUUAAGAUCAUAAAGGAUUUGCACACACACAGUGUAGGAGGAACACCUGUUUUUCUUAGCUAGCUAGUGCUCCUGCAUCUAGGCCACUGGGCUCAAUUUUGGUUGUUUUGCUACUUGUCCACAUUUCUCCUGCAAAUGUGCUUACAACCUGUUAUCUAUUACUGUAAAUACAUUUUUGUCACACAAUUUCAUACUUUUCUCCCUCAAAACACAUUGAUUGGAGAUUUCCCCAAAAUAUUUUAGCUUCUGAAAUGGAAUGUAGGAUGUAAUUUUGACAUUUACCAACAACAUAUUUUUUUUUAGUUGCUUUUUGUUUGUUAUAAGUUAGUCACAUAGAGCUUUGCGCUGACAUUAGUCACAUCCAAGUAGAAAAAGGCCAUCUGAAGAGCUGCUUAUACCUGUAGCCAAGUCCCUGUCUCAUUCAAUCCUGUGUCUUCCCUUCAUUGCUGCAGCCCUGUGCUUACUGUUAUGGCUUUGCCCUGGCGGCCAACUGAGCGAAAGGGGACUCUGGCUGUGCUGAAGAAUUAGAUGCAGCCCUGCAAGUUGGACUGGACUGAAGGAUCACAUACAUACAUGAAAACACCAUGCUGCAGAGACAGUAGGAUCCCUGUUUGAGUCCCUGCUGUUUAGAUCUUGUUCUAGUGUGUUUUUUUUCUCUUCUGCAAUCUCAAAGGUUUUGAUGGUUGAGCACAAGGGCCACUUUGAAGGAGCCUGGCGGUGGCUGUGGGUUGGCCGGAGCUGACAAACUGCUUGCCAGCUACUGCUGAUUAAGUACCCAGUUUCCCUCAACUCCCCAACACCCCCCCCCCCCUGCCACCCGCACUACCCCUGACCGUUCGGGUGAAUGAACAGGCAGAGGUGGAAGAAAACCUUUGCUGACAUUGCUCUAGCCGUUCGAUCUCAGGCACUUUUUGCACUCGCCAAGGACUACCUUCCACUCGGGUUUCCUCACCAAGGACUUGUUUCCUCAGUUUUUGGAGUAGUCGAGGUGGUUUUUUCCUCCCGAAAGGCUUUUCUCUGGGCUAAACCAUGAAGCUGAAGAAGCAGGUGACUGUAUGUGGAGGAGCGAUAUUCUGUGUGGCUGUGUUCUCCCUGUACCUGAUGUUGGACCGGGUCCAACAUGACCCUGCAAGGCGACAGAACGGUGGUGGGAACUUCCCAAGGAGCCAGAUCUCUGUUCUGCAGAACCGCAUAGAACAGCUGGAGCAGCUGCUUGAGGAGAACCACCAGAUCAUCAGCCACAUCAAGGACUCUGUUCUAGAGCUGACGGACACUGGUGCUGUGUCCCCCAGUGGACAACUACCCUUCCGCAGUGCCAAUGGCUCCUGGGUCUUGCCCUUCGAUGGACGCCCCACCUUUCUGUCUGUCAAGCCCCAGGACUGCCAGUUCGCCCAGGGCCACCGUGGCCAGACCGACCUGCAGAUGCUGGACAUAUACUCCUUGCUGAAGUUUGACAAUGUGGACGGGGGUGUUUGGAAGCAGGGCUUUGAGAUCACCUAUGAGCCUGGGGAGUGGGACAGUGAGCCUCUACAGGUGUUUGUUGUCCCUCACUCUCACAACGACCCAGGUUGGGUCAAGACAUUUGAUAAAUACUACACAGACCAGACGCAGCACAUCCUCAACAACAUGCUGGUGAAGUUGACUGAGGACCCACGCAGGAAAUUUAUCUGGUCGGAGAUCUCCUACUUCGCCAAGUGGUGGGAGAGCAGUGACACGCACAAGCAGGAGGCCAUGCGCAAGCUAAUCCUAGGAGGGCAGCUGGAGAUGGUGACCGGAGGAUGGGUAAUGACGGAUGAGGCCAAUUCUCAUUACUUCGCCAUGAUCGACCAGCUCAUAGAAGGCCAUCAGUGGCUUGAGAAGAACUUGGGUGUGACGCCUCGGUCUGGCUGGGCGGUGGACCCCUUUGGUCAUAGUGCCACCAUGCCUUACCUCUUGAAGAGGGCCAACUUGACCAGCAUGCUUAUCCAGAGGGUCCACUACUCCAUCAAGAAGCACUUUUCCUCCAGCCGCAGCCUUGAGUUCAUGUGGAGGCAGGCCUGGGACACUUCGUCAAACACGGACAUCUUCUGCCACAUGAUGCCUUUCUAUAGUUAUGACGUGCCACAUACCUGUGGUCCAGACCCCAAGAUCUGCUGCCAGUUUGACUUCAAAAGGCUCCCUGGUGGCCGUGUGAACUGUCCCUGGAAGGUUCCUCCACGGGCCAUAGUGGACGCUAAUGUGGCGGAGAGGGCCCACCUACUUUUGGAUCAGUACCGUAAAAAGUCCAAGCUGUUCCGCAGUAAGGUGGUUCUGGUUCCUCUUGGUGAUGACUUUCGCUAUGACAAGGCCCUGGAGUGGGACCAGCAGUUCCUCAACUACCAGAAGCUCUUUGACUACAUGAACUCCCACCCCGAGAUGCAUGUACAGGCUCAGUUUGGGACCCUGACUGACUACUUCAGUGCAGUUUAUAAGGCCAGUGGUGUGCCCCAGGGCUUCCGACCCCCAGGCUACCCGGUGCUGAGCGGGGAUUUCUUUGCGUAUGCAGACCGUGAGGACCACUACUGGAGCGGCUACUACACCUCGCGGCCCUUUUACAAAACCCUGGAUCGGGUACUGGAGUCUCACCUCCGGGGGGCAGAGAUACUGUUUAGCCUGGCAGUGGCCCACGCUCGUCAUGCAGGCAUGGAGGGACGCUACCCAACCUCAGACUACACCCUGUUGACAGACGCCAGACGCACCGUCGCCCUCUUCCAGCACCACGACGCCAUAGCAGGCACUGCCAAGGAGAAUGUCGUCAUUGACUAUGGCAACAGGUUACUCCACUCCCUGCAGGGCCUGAAGAGAGUGAUCAUUAACGCAGCCCACUUCCUGGUGAUGAAGAACAAAGAUGUGUAUCGCUUCUACCAGACAGAACCCUUCCUAGAGACAGAUGACAGGCGUGCCACCCAAGACUCCCUUCCCCAGCGCACCCUCAUUGAGCUGGACCAGUCGGGGCCCAGGUACCUUGUGCUGUUUAACCCAGUGGAGCAGGACAGGCUGUGUGUGGUGACCGUGUUGGUGAACAGCGCCAGGGUUCGGCUGCUAACAGAGGACGGACAGACCCUCCCUGUGCAGCUCAGUGCCCAGUGGAGCACUGCCACCCAGAUGAGUGCGGAGGUCUUCCAGGCCUCCUUCAUGGUGCGUCUCCCUGCCCUGGGCCUGGCUGUGUUCCACCUCUACGACUCUGCUGACAGCCCCAUGACGCUGCGCUCUGACACCCUGCUGAGGCUGUCUGAUCGGGGGCUGACCGUCCACAACGUGGAGCCCCUGCCCCUGCGCUCCCAGGCGGCCGACCCGCUGCCCUUCUACGUCUCUACACAGUCCCUCACCCUGGGCUUUUCUGGCACCACUGGCUUGCUGGAGAGUAUCCGUCGUAAAGACAGCCCUCAGGAGGUCAAGGUUCAGAUGCAGUUUGUGACGUACGGUACUCGGUCAUCAAAGGACAAGAGUGGGGCGUACCUCUUCCUGCCUGAUGGUAAAGCUAAGCCCUACAGUCAGAAGGGGCCUCCAGUGGUACGUGUGGUGGAGGGACCUCUCUUCUCUGAGGUGGUGGCUUUCUAUCAGCACUUUCAGCAGACCGUCCGCAUUCACAACGUACCAGGGGCGGACGGUCUGUCCCUGGACGUAACCAUCAUGGUGGACAUCAGAGAGCAGUCAAACAAGGAGCUGGCCAUGCGGCUGGUCACUGACAUCCAGAGUGACGAUACAUUCUACACAGACCUGAACGGAUUCCAGAUGCAACCCAGGCGCCACUUCCUGAAGCUCCCCCUACAGGCCAACUUUUAUCCCAUGCCCAGUCAGGCCUACAUCCAGGACAGCCAGUACCGCCUGACCCUGCACUCUGCCCAGGCCCUGGGUGUCACCAGCCUGGAGAGCGGCCAGCUGGAAGUGAUUCUGGACCGGCGGCUCAUGCAAGAUGAUAACCGUGGUCUGGGCCAGGGCCUGAAGGACAACAAGAAGACAGCCAACCGGUUCCGCUUCCUGUUGGAGAGGAGGUCCAUCGGCAAUAAGCAUGUUGGCUUGUUUGCCAGACUCUCCUCCAUAUUUCACUCUCUCAUCCCUUUCGACAUGAGAGGCGGAGCUCAAGAGGUGGUGGACAGUGGACCAAUCAGCUUUCCUUCCCUGCUAAGUCACAUGACCUCGGCCAUCCUCAACCACGAGGUUCUGGCUCUGCCUGUGCUGCCCAAGAAGCGCGGCAUCCCUCCCCUGCACACCUUCGCCCCCCUCAAGGCAGCUGUGCCCUGUGACUUCCACUUGCUGAACCUGCGCAGCAUCCAGCACCAGCAGGACACCAACUCCCCGUCUUCCUACACGGCCCUCAUCCUGCAUAGAAAGGCUCUUGACUGUGGGCUAGAGACCAUCAACCCUGGCUUUAACUGUACCACUACAGAGGGACAGCUGACCGUGUCGUCUCUGUUUCGUAACCUGGACCUCCAACUGCUGCAGCCUGUGUCUCUGUCCUUGAUGUACUCCAGCCCCCCUCUGGGCAACGACUCCUCUGUCAGCCUGGAGCCCAUGGAGAUCUCAGCCUUCAGGCUCAGACUGCGCUAGCGACACACUCCUCCACACCAGACCCCACCAGCCAGGCCUGGUCCUGCUCGGUUCUAUAGGACAGCUGCCUCCCAGUGCACAGAGGGGGUGUCCACGCCGGUGAUUCCUGGUCACACCUGUGUAUACAGCACACACACACACACACACACACACACACACACACACACACACAAACACACACCUGUAAAUUCUGCCUGAAAGAGUAGAGCGUCACUAUGACUAGACUCUACCUGCAGGGGGCAGCAGAUGGCUGUCAUAGACACAGAGUUGCUGUCUAAUUCAUCUAUAAAAGAACCAGAAACCUUGGGGAUUCUUUUGUUUGUGAUAAUAAGGUUAUCGCAGAGCAGAUAAUGGUAGUCUUCUACUUUUUGCAUUGCAGUAGUAAUCUCAAGUUCAUUUUUUAAUGAAACUUUACGUUUGUUUCUUAAUACCAUCCUGGACUAACUACUGAAUGUAAAUAUGAUACGGACAACCACUUGGGAAAGACAUGGCAUCGGAGAGCAAUUUGUGAGACUUUAUUUGGAGAAUUUUUCUUUCUCCUAAAGAAGCCCAUCUACCUGCAGUUGGUGGAGUAAAGAACCAUUAACUCCAUUAUUAAAGUCAUUGUUUUCUAUUAACUGAGAUUGACCUGACGAAGGCAGCGUUAUACUGUGUUCUCGGGGUGUGAAUGUGUUCUUUCUUCCUUUCUGCAGUAGAGAUGAAGCUAUGGCUCUGUAAGAUACUGUAUGUCACCAGUCACCCUGCAGUCCCAACCAGGCUGGUGCCCAGGUCUGAUUUUAAGGACAUUUCAAUCUUCAAGCUACUGUUUGUUCAGUCCUUAUCUCCCUAUCGGGUGACAGCCUAGGUCCUUCCUAUCCCCCACCGCCUCUUGCUUGUAGACGGUUUGAAGACUUUCACAUGUGUAACGUGGGCCUCACAAAGCUAUCAUGUCCCCAGAAGUGGGCUGUGGUAGACUACAAUGGAAUUUGCUUUUAUUUAAAUGCUCCGAAGGCCGUUCCUGUGCUCCUGUUCUUUUGUGUUUGUUCACCAAUCAAUGGACAAAAUGGUGUUGUGUACUAUACUGUAUGCAGUAGACAUAUGAUGACAAUACCUCAUUUAACAUAUGACACAUUGGUAUGUAUAUUGAUAUGGUAAACUUCUGUGAAGAUACGUUAUGCCAGAGGAGUAGUGAGAGAGUGAGAUCCAGGGUGCAGUGAGAUCCAGAGGGCAGCAUCAGGGACGAGGUGUCUGUUCAUUGCACUGAACUGCUAAUCAUCAUUAGUGAGUCUUGGUAGUGUCUCUGGAUAAUUUGGCUACUUCAUUGUCUCCUUGUUUUUUAACGCCAGGAUUGGAGGGCCCCAAUGUUUGCAUGUCCUUAGUUGAACAAACAGGAACCCUCCUGGGCUGAUCAUCACAGCCAGGGUACUGGGGCAACAGUGGUUAGAUAAUAUAUCUUUUUUUAAAUCUCUCAUCCCAAAACAUCUCUGUAGUGUUGACUCUGGUGGGGAUGAUUUAUCUGCUUCUGGUUGCAUGGAGGCUGAACAUCAGCAGCUAGUGUCAGUAGCAGAAGAUGCCGAUAUCAACAUACCAUUAGUGCAUCUCUGCCAUUUCUCACUAUAUGCUUCUACUAUCAAACACUCUUUUCUGUUCAUUUUCUGUUGUUUGUCCACCCCGCUGUUCUCUGAUACAUCACUCUCACUACUUCCGUGAAGUUUCCAUUCUUAUUAAAUCAGAACACAGUUCCCUACAGUCUAACAUUUCACUGAAAAAUGCUACGGCACCAGGCUGGUCUCAUACAGUGUAUGUGCUGUAGCCAAGACCUGUAUUGAUGCCGAACCAUCGUUGGUAUGCAAGGACCCGAGGACAUGGUUGACGUCCUUACUUUUCAUCAGCAGCAUUUAAUCUUUCACAUUGCAGUUUCUCUCUGCCUGUUUUCCUCCAUUCCUCCCUGUGUCUGUAAUGACCAUGACACGACACUGAUACUGUCCCUGGUGAGGCACUCCCCCCCCACACCCCCAAGUCUCCCUGUUAUUUCCUAAUGUCUCUGUAUGUAUCAAAGUCAUUUGUCUUUUCUAUGUGAUUUGUUGUUAAGAUAAACUAUGAAGGACUAAUUUCUUUAUGUUCUCUGUAUUUAUUUCUUACUGGAUGUGGUGUGUAAAAAAAGAAAAAAAAUGCAGACUGGGGGAGGCAGAAUAAAGUUCAAUAUUAUACUUGG
Esox lucius (northern pike) is the source of this 8183-nucleotide messenger RNA. It is a transcript of the gene man2a2, whose product is annotated as mannosidase, alpha, class 2A, member 2. Gene Ontology annotation, biological process: N-glycan processing; mannose metabolic process; protein deglycosylation. NCBI's taxonomy places the organism in Eukaryota, Metazoa, Chordata, Actinopteri, Esociformes, Esocidae. Bases 2450 to 5989 code for a protein of 1179 amino acids. The record is from RefSeq and is a predicted model, not a curated record. Gene Ontology annotation, molecular function: carbohydrate binding; alpha-mannosidase activity. Gene Ontology annotation, cellular component: Golgi membrane. The transcript is spliced from 22 exons.